Saprolegnia parasitica CBS 223.65 is the source of this 1322-nucleotide messenger RNA. RefSeq lists its product as hypothetical. The transcript is spliced from 6 exons. The record is from RefSeq and is a predicted model, not a curated record. NCBI's taxonomy places the organism in Eukaryota, Oomycota, Saprolegniomycetes, Saprolegniales, Saprolegniaceae. Bases 195 to 1193 code for a protein of 332 amino acids. Gene Ontology annotation, molecular function: protein kinase activity; ATP binding; protein binding. Gene Ontology annotation, biological process: protein phosphorylation.
GUGUGCGUCGCCGUAUCUGAUGCAGCUGCUCGCCGUCCUCGACAAUGGCUCGACCGAACCUCUCAACGCGGUGCCUUUUGAGGCAUUGGUUAGCCCCGCGAUGAUCAUGGAGUACAUGAACCAAGAAGACUUGCACGAGUACAUCCAAAAGAAGAAGUACGGUGCGCCAGUGGCCAUGGACGUGUCGACAACCGAUGUCGCCUUGGUGCUGGCGCGCGCUCUGGCCGACCUCCAUGGACAAGGCAUCAUCCACCGCGAUGUCAGAAGUCACAACAUCUUUUCUCUCAACGACGCACUACAUUCGGCUCGGAAACAUUGGGUCUUCACGCGCACAUGACGACAUGGCGACGUCCGGCUUUGUCACCAAGUACUGGAUGGCACCCGAAGUGCUUCGCGAUCGCUUCGGUGGAGUACGCCCAGCGUACACGGCGGCCGCCGACAUCUACGCGCUUGGCGCCGUCUUGACGAAGCUCGACACACUGCAGGAGCCGUACUAUGACGUGAAAGACCGCUGGUCGAUCGAGGAAAACGUUCGCACGGGGCAACUGCGGCCGCAUAUGAGCGACACGUGUCCACCAUGGCUCAACGACCUCGUCAACCAAUGUCUCGCAUUCGACCCCGCGGAACGCCCAACCGCUGUAGCCAUCGUAGACCAGCUUUUAUUGCAUCGGGACGCACCAACCGAGGAUGACCAUGGUGAGGCCUUGGACGCCACGUCACCCGCAGAAUCGCCAAGCACGCUUAUGGACCUCAUGGCGUCGGCCCAGCGCCUCCACGCCAUGGGUCUCGAGAUGUGCCUCUACACGGCUGCAAACAAUGGGGACCUGGAUGAUGUCAAUGACCUUUUGCAACGCGGCGUCGAUCCCAGCUGUUGCGAAUCAUUUCUGCAUCGGACGCCUCUCCACAGCGCCAGCUUGCGCGGUGAUGUCGCCAUGGUCGCGAGACUCCUUGCGGCCGACGCCAACGUCAACGCCAUCGAUGCGAAGGCGUGGUCGCCGUUGCAUUUGGCCGCGAUCCGCGGCCACUUUGACGUUGUGACGCGUUUGCUGCAAGCCAACGCUGAUCUGUCGCUUCACAACCAGGCGCGUCACCUCGCGACAUCUGGUGUCACGGCUGCGGCGGUGGCACGCACGCGAGGCCACCUCGCGCUGGCCAAGCGACUCGAUGACGCAACGACGAACGCAGCUCCAUAGUAGCAUGCACCGCUUCUCGUUUGUGUGGUACAUCGUUUUGCGUGUACCGUGGGUCGGCGUGCUGCUUGCGCAAGUCGGCUGCUUUUAUUUGCUUACUAGUUUGUAGCCCGUUUACUAGUACUUACGUAC